Molecule: messenger RNA, 3585 nt
Organism: Rhinocladiella mackenziei CBS 650.93
Lineage: Eukaryota; Fungi; Ascomycota; Eurotiomycetes; Chaetothyriales; Herpotrichiellaceae
Exons: 2
Coding region: 1-3585 (1194 amino acids)
Biological process (GO): mitotic spindle assembly; microtubule-based movement
Cellular component (GO): spindle microtubule; nucleus
Molecular function (GO): microtubule binding; plus-end-directed microtubule motor activity; ATP binding
Source: RefSeq, a predicted model, not a curated record
AUGGUGGGAUCACACCGUCCGCCCAAUGUGUCAACGAGAGGUUCGAUGCGCCCGCCGCCCCGACCAAAUGCUACCCAAUAUGCUUCGAUGACCGGUCGCGCUCCCUCUCCGGCGGAGUCGAAUAUAUCUAGCAGUACCACCAGCGCCGGAACAAAAAGAAAAGAGAGGGAAUUUGACCAAGAUCACGGUGAAGAGACAAAUAUCCAUGUGGUGGUUCGAUGUCGAGGCCGCAGCGAGCGAGAGGUACGAGAAAACAGCGGCGUUGUGGUGUCAACAAAUGGUGUCAAGGGCAAGAAUGUGGAACUCUCUAUGGGACCCAAUGCGAUUAGCAACAAGACCUACCAUUUUGACAAAGUCUUCUCCCCGGCGGCCGACCAGGGAAUCAUAUUUGAUGAUGUUGUGGCACCCAUAUUAAGCGAAAUGUUGACCGGCUACAAUUGUACCAUAUUUGCAUAUGGGCAAACAGGCACGGGGAAAACAUACACCAUGUCCGGUGAUAUGACGGACACACUAGGACUCCUCUCUGAUGCGGCGGGCAUUAUCCCCCGAGUCCUUUACUCACUCUUCCAAAAACUGGAGGCAGACGAAGUGGAAUGUUCGGUGAAAUGCUCAUUCAUCGAAUUGUACAAUGAGGAGCUACGGGAUCUGUUAUCCACAGACGACGGCGUCAAACUCAAAAUCUAUGAUGAUUCGAACAAGAAAAGUCAUUCGGCCACUUUGGUUCAAGGAAUGGAAGAGUCGCACAUCAAGUCGGCAGCGGCCGGGAUCAAACUCCUCCGGGAAGGUAGUUACAGGCGACAAGUUGCGGCGACAAAAUGCAACGAUCUCAGUUCACGAAGCCAUACCGUGUUUACCAUAACGACAUAUGUCAAGAAAGCGAAUGAAGCUGGUGAAGAUUACAUCUGCUCAGGAAAACUCAACCUGGUCGAUCUGGCGGGUAGCGAAAACAUCCAACGAAGUGGGGCCGAGAACAAAAGAGCAGCAGAAGCGGGACUGAUCAACAAGAGCUUGUUGACGCUGGGUCGAGUGAUCAAUGCUCUUGUGGACAAGAGUUCGCACAUUCCCUAUCGCGAAUCUAAGCUCACAAGGCUCUUGCAAGACUCAUUGGGUGGACGAACCAAGACCUGCAUUAUUGCAACGGUAUCUCCAGCCAAAAGCAAUCUGGAAGAAACGAUCUCGACCCUGGAUUAUGCAUUCCGUGCAAAGAACAUCCGGAACAAGCCUCAGGUCAAUUCAAUGAUCUCCAAGAAGACCUUGCUGAAAGAAUUCACAGCCGAAAUAGAAAAAUUGAAGAGUGAGUUGAUUGCCACACGACAACGCAACGGAGUGUAUCUCACAAAUGAGCAAUACGAAGAAAUUACGGUCGAGAGUGAGUCAAGAAGAAUACUGAGCGAGGAACAGAAGGCUAGAAUUGAAACGAUGGAAGUCAGCUUACGAAACAAAGUUCAAGAAUUGUUCAGUUUGACGAAUAAUUUUACCAUGCUGAAGAGAGACCAUGAGGCCACUCGGACGGCCCUGGACAGUACGAAGGAUGUCCUGGUCAAAACGGAGGCGGUGCUGGCGGAUACCCAGAACACUCUGACUGAAGAGACUGCUCUGCGUGAAGCACAUGAAGCUACCGAAGAGAAAUUAUUUGGCAUCGGCACAGAAUUGGUGUCGACUAUGGGCAAGUCUGUGAACGAUAUCAAUGGUCUGCAUGCAAAACUGAGACGUCGCUCUGACCUCCAUGCUCAAAAUCGUGAAUGCUGGAAGACUUCCGUCCAUCGAGUAUCAGAAGUCUCUGAUCUCAUUGAUGCUCGCAUUGAAAGUUUCCAAGCGGUCCAUUCAGAAUUGAUUGCAGCAAGCUCAACGCGAAUCGAGACAUUUCUCGCGGCCGAAAAUUCGCGUCUCGAAAAUUCAGCCCAGCUGGUUCUCUCAAAGGCGUCUGAAUUGGCCGAGAAUGUCUCUGCCGUCGAGCAUCAGUCUUCUGAGGCCAGAGAUGCCGUGAACGACGUCCUCGACGAGAUCAAAGGUCUUCGGGACGAUGUCGAGGACAAAGUCAGCGAGGGUCUUCAGGGUCUCUCUCAAGCGGCCGCGAAGAUUUCUGCGGAAGUGAUCUCAGAAUUGGAACAAUUUCACACACAACUGCAUUCAUCAUACAGUGUCCUCGGAAAGGAUUUCAAAGCAAUGUUGGAUGAUCUUACCCAGCGGCUCACAGCACAACGAGAGGAAUCCGAUGAUUUGAGACAGGCGCUGUUGGAAGCACAUCAUGCGAAUAUCGAGGCAACGUUAGCAGCUUCCAUUCAGCUUCAAACUAUCCGAGAAGAAGAAAAAAGAGCUGCGGAAGAGGAGAAAGAAAAGUUGAAAGCGCAAAUUUCCCGGCUGAUUGAUUCGUCUUCGAAUCAGCAACAGGAGAGACUCUCCAACAGGUUGAUUAGCACUCAGUCACACAUUGUUGAGGCUACAGAGCAGUUCGAAACCGCCGACAAAACUUAUCGUGAUGGCAUGGACAAAUGGAUGGCUCAAGAGAGCGAGUUAAUGACGAAGGUGGUACAUUCAAAGGAUGAUCUGAAAGGGAAAAUGAAGGGAGACUGGACCGCAAUUAACGCACGAAACACCGCGAUCCAGAAAUCUACCAAAGCCGUCCAUGAGGAAACUACCAAGAUCGUCGAUGCACAGCUUAGGCAGAUGGCCACCCAGAUGGCGGCCUUGGACGAAUUUGUCACGAGAGCAAGAGCGCACAACGAUACUCAUCACGAUGAACGAGUGCACAGUCUGCACAAGGUCAGCUCUCAAGUUCAAGAUGGAUUUACCGAACUCGUGAAAAAAUCGGAAGAGUUCAGGGUGUCACUCGAAAACUUUGGGACCGAACAGAAGGCAGGAAUCACAGAGGUCGAGGGUUUGGCGAGCUCCUUGAACGAGGACACUUGCGCGCCUCUUCAAGAAUUGAAAGCAGAACUGUCAAAUGCCUCCUUGGCUGAGUACACACCAACCGGAGAGACUCCUCAAAAGAAGGAAUGGAAUUAUCCUUCUGAGCUGUCGCGGACGGAGGAUCAUGGGUCUAUUAUCGCCAGGCUUAGGGGCUUACCCGAUCCUGCCAUGGUGGCCCAAAUGCCUUCGACGAGCAGCGCAUCUACUCGAUCACCGCGCAAGCAGGCAUCUCAUCGAAAAGAACCUGCUUCACCGUCGAAGGUCUCAAGUCCAAGUAAGACCAAGGUCUUCACCGAUGCCGAAGUACCGAACAACCAACCACCUAUCACCACUCAGACGACUACAACCACGAUCCCACUUGACGAAGUUAAAGCCAGCUUGAAAGAAAUCGACAUCAAUGUCAUCAACAGACCGGCUUCCCACUCAGCGAGUUCUACAAGCGGUCGACCUGUUCUCUUGGACUUCAGUAAGAGCGUCGGCAGUGCUAGCGGGCCGCCGCCGUUAAAGAGACACGCUACCGCUAAUGCGGUGGUGGAGAGCAAGUUGCCCGGAAAGCAAGGUCGGACGAAGAAUCAUGUCACAGGUUUGGGGACGGGCGUUGGAGUGGAGAAUUUCUCCCAGAGCGUGGGUCCGAUGGGAGGAGGUAGGAGACCAAGAAGCAGUCCGCCGGAAUAG